AAAAAGAAGACAAAAAUGAAAUUAUAAAGCUUAAAUACAAAUAAGAACAACUCCACUAAGUUUGAAUCUUCUCCCGUUCUCUCCAUUCACAGAAAAAAAUAUCCCCGAUCUUCAAAAUUUUCUAGAGAGAUAAACUAAGCUAAAAAGUUCUAGAGAGAGAAAUUAAGCUAUGGCUUCUUCGUUCGACACAUUCGGCAUGGACGUAGAAGAAGAGAUUCAUCCUUCAUCGAAUCACAGAUCCUUCGAGGUAGAAGACGACGACGACAGCUACUCUAACUUCGCUUCUUACUCCAACUUCAGCGGCGGCGGCGGCGGCGCUGCUGAUGUCUCCGUCGAUCACGUCUCCGCUUCUUCACCUGAUGUUUUCGGAUUUGGAUCGGAUCCAAACCCUAGCUACUCACAGAGUCCGUUUAGUCCUCCUGUUCAUGUUGAGAACGGUAACGGUUAUAACGGAGCAGCUGGAGAUGAUGAUUUUUUUACUUCUACUGAUGGACCGAUACUUCCUCCUCCUACUGAGAUGCUUCCUGAAGAAGGCUUCGCUCUACUAGAGUGGCGCCGCCAAAAUGCCAUUCUUCUCGAGGAGAAAGAGAAAAAGGAAAAAGAAAUGAGGAUGCAAAUUAUUGAAGAAGCAGAAGAGUACAAACGUGCUUUUUACGAGAAAAGAAAGCUUAAUGUUGAGACCAACAAAAAUAUUAACAGAGAAAAGGAGAAGUUAUACUUGUCCGUUCAAGAGAAAUUUCAUAAAGAGGCGGACAAACAAUAUUGGAAAGCAAUCGCGGAGCUCAUUCCUAAUGAGGUUCCCAAUAUUGAGAAGAAGAGAGGCAAGAAGGAUCAAGAUAAGAAACCAUCUAUAACCGUCGUCCAGGGUCCAAAGCCCGGAAAACCCACUGAUCUCUCGAGAAUGCGUCACAUACUUCUGAAACUGAAGCACACACCGCCACCGCACAUGAUCCCGCCUCCACCUCCACCAGCACCAGCAAAGGAUGCCAAAGAUGGAAAGGAUGUCAAGACUGAAAAAGACGCCGCCGCGGUGAAGAAAGAUGGGGUGAAGAAAGAUGCCACUGUUUCAUCGGCUAAGGAAACCACUUUAAAUGGCUCAUCAGAUCCUCCCAAAGAUGAUGUUCCUCUUCCUCCUGCUGGUGACCAACCUGCUGUCGAACCCGCGGCAGUUUCAGCUGCCUAAUUCCGGGUCAUUACCAUCUUUUUGCUAGCUACUUAAUUUUAUAUUUGUAUGAUGUGUUUUUUUAUGUUUUCUGGUUUGUUCUUUUUUGUGCAUGAGAUUUGACAGUUUUUAUUCUUUUGUAUGGUAUAAUGCAUAAAAUGGAUUUCUUUCUA
Molecule: messenger RNA, 1335 nt
Organism: Mercurialis annua (annual mercury)
Lineage: Eukaryota; Viridiplantae; Streptophyta; Magnoliopsida; Malpighiales; Euphorbiaceae
Product: clathrin light chain 2-like
Exons: 3
Coding region: 170-1183 (337 amino acids)
Biological process (GO): clathrin coat assembly; clathrin-dependent endocytosis; intracellular protein transport
Cellular component (GO): plasma membrane; clathrin coat of trans-Golgi network vesicle; clathrin coat of coated pit
Molecular function (GO): structural molecule activity; clathrin heavy chain binding
Source: RefSeq, a predicted model, not a curated record